AUGGCGUUUCAACCAGUAAAUCCAAAACCUUUUUUACAAGAAUUAACAGGUAAACCUGUUAUGGUACGUUUGAAAUGGGGCAUGGAAUAUAAAGGGUACUUAAUGUCAGUUGAUUCUUAUAUGAAUAUACAACUUGCUAACACAGAAGAAUUUAUCGAUGGCAAUUCAACUGGUGCACUUGGAAUUGAAGAGGAUACAGAAAUGAGUGGUGGAACGUAA
Entrophospora sp. SA101 is the source of this 219-nucleotide messenger RNA. NCBI's taxonomy places the organism in Eukaryota, Fungi, Glomeromycota, Glomeromycetes, Entrophosporales, Entrophosporaceae. The record is from the annotation of a GenBank genome assembly.